AUGCUCACUGAAUUAAACGAUCGGUUGGCACGGAUUGCAAUACCCAGUGUUACAUUAUCGGCUAAAUUGCAACAUGCGCAAGCAUUGCUAUCAUCAAAUUUGAAUGAAUAUUUUCGAGCAGCUGCUGAUCAAUUAGUGCAAGAAAUGGAACAACAAAUUGGAAAAUAUAUGGAGCAUGUUCGCAUACAGAUGUCAAGGAAUGUAUCAAGUUGUGUUCCAUUAUUUAAUAUUGCCAAAAAGACACGUACUGCACUAUGUCAAGCUUUUAUAGAUCCAUUU
Messenger RNA from Loa loa (African eye worm), 279 nucleotides. RefSeq lists its product as hypothetical. The annotation marks the transcript as partial. Lineage: Eukaryota; Metazoa; Nematoda; Chromadorea; Rhabditida; Onchocercidae. The record is from RefSeq and is a predicted model, not a curated record. Gene Ontology annotation, cellular component: membrane. The transcript is spliced from 2 exons.